Messenger RNA from Puccinia graminis f. sp. tritici CRL 75-36-700-3, 273 nucleotides. RefSeq lists its product as uncharacterized. NCBI's taxonomy places the organism in Eukaryota, Fungi, Basidiomycota, Pucciniomycetes, Pucciniales, Pucciniaceae. The record is from RefSeq and is a predicted model, not a curated record. The transcript has a single exon. Bases 1 to 273 code for a protein of 90 amino acids.
AUGGCCAAAUCUGAGGAGCCAGAUGAGAAUGAACUUGUACCUGAACCGGAAAUUGUGCCGCUUGAUGUCUUUGAGGAGGAAGAGUCGGAAAUCAAUGACAGCGAUGAGGAUGCUCUCUGGAUGUCUUUCAUCAACAAUGCUGUUGGUCAGAUUUCGUCAGAACCGGAUGUGUUGUCUGGUAUCAAUCCUUUGCCCUCGUUCUGCAUCAAAGAAGAAAACAUCAAUAAUGUAACUGCAGAUAACUCGGCCUGGUUUCCAUUCCUGAAUAAAUAA